UUUGGAUUACAGGACGAAAAGGCGCGAAAAAAGCAAGAAAUCCGCGAAAGACUCGAAGCGGAGAUGAAGUCCACGAAAAAGAAGGGAUUCAUGACUCCGGAGCGCAAGAAGAAGUUGCGGCAACUGUUGCGGAAGAAAGCGGCGGAAGAGCUGAAGAGAGAACAGGAGUUGAAAUCUAUUGAAAGGAAACGCAUUAUCGAAGAGCGCGCGGGACAGCCGAAGAACGUCAAGGACGAGACGGACGAGGCCGUUUUGAUCGCCAUUUGCAACGAAUAUUACAAACGGAUUGUGGCUUUGGAUGCGGAGAAGUUCGAUCUGGAGGUCACGACUGUGGCCAAGGAGUACGAGAUCAACGAACUGUCGGCCAAAGUGAAUGACGUCAGAGGAAGAUUUAUAAUUCCGCCGCUGAAGAAGAUCUCGAAGACGGCCACGCAGAUGGAGAAGAUGCGUCAGUGGACUAUGAAGUUAAUGAAACUCGAUAUGAAGGGCAGUCUGAAGCCCGUCAAGAAAGACAUCAGCAAAGAGUUGGGAGGCGUCGACACGAAGGCUCCCGAAUGGAAGAAAUCGAUGAACGAGUGAACAAUCGAUCGAUAGUUCGAUAGUCUCUAUAGAAAUCACAAAAUCAUCGCAAAUGACGUCACAAACCGUUUCUCCGAUUCUUUUCGACCAAAAACCGCUUCUUUUGCGCAAAACCCCCGAAAAGGACACCAA
Oppiella nova is the source of this 711-nucleotide messenger RNA. The record is from the annotation of a GenBank genome assembly. Lineage: Eukaryota; Metazoa; Arthropoda; Arachnida; Sarcoptiformes; Oppiidae.